AUCCACUUAGACAUCGAUGCGGCACGGAAACGAUUCAAGGACCGCACCCUCAAUACACGCAAUAUCGAUUUCUCUGACUCGAUCGCUAAAAGGCGAGGAAAGUCGUAUGGGAGCUCUAUGUAUGUUCUGGAAAUUGUGGGGAAAGAUUAUAGCGAACCUGAGACUGCUGAUCAAAAGUUCAAUAGAAUAGCAUGCGAAAUAGACGAGUUAUCGCAGCAGUUACAGGAGGAUUCGACCAAGUCCACACCCUUAGUAAAUGAAUCUUCACUGGCUGCCCUAGCUGAUGAGUUGAAGGCUGUAAAAGUUUCGAAGGUAUCUGGAAGUGCACCGACUUCAAAAGACAAAGGAGCUCCUAUAAAAACGGACAAAUCAGCAGAUGGCAAGCUUCUCUCCUUGGAACAACGCCUACGUCGAAUCGAAACGUUGGUGGGAGAGACAGAUCCAUGUCGGCAGCCGAUCGCUGAUUUCAUGGAAGACAUACGGUUCCGCCUUGAUGCACUCAGUCCUUCUUACAUCGAGGGGAUGGAGACGAAGCUCAAUUCACUCAUGUCGAAGUUAGAUCAGUUGCUUAAUCCAUUUGCCUUAGCUUAG
Cooperia oncophora is the source of this 591-nucleotide messenger RNA. The record is from the annotation of a GenBank genome assembly. NCBI's taxonomy places the organism in Eukaryota, Metazoa, Nematoda, Chromadorea, Rhabditida, Trichostrongylidae.